AUGGAACAAGGUCUACUAGCAAUCUGCCUUGCCUCGGGCGUCUUAGGGGUCUCCGCCCAUCUCGGACUUUUCAUUCAGUCCGACUGGGAGAAACAUGUGGUCUUCCUUGCCAAUUGCUUCACCACAUGGCCCGUGCUGGGUCUUGGAUUCCUGGCCCUCCUAGGGUACAGAGAUGUGUGUCGGGGGGUGAUCACUGCGUUCCUGACAUUUGAUAUCUCACUCUGUCUUUCUAUAGUCACCUAUCGAUACUUCUUCUGUGCCCUUUGCUGCUUCCCAGGCCCACGACUGGCACGCAUCAGCGCACUAUGGUCGGUUAAAUCUGCUGUAAUUGGCGCAAAGUGGCACAUCCAUGUUAAGGAACUCCAUCAGCAAUAUGGAGACGUUGUUCGGAUCAAACCUCGGGAGAUCUCGAUCAACGAGCCUUCUGCCAUCAAAGACAUUCAUGGGGUCGGAACGACAUGUGUCAAGGGGUCAUUCUACGAUAUGAACUAUCCCCACCGCUCUCUGCAGAUGGCAAGAGACAAGGCCUUCCAUUCCAAAAGAAGACGGCUCUGGGACCGUGGCUUCAGCUCACGAGCACUGGCCGGUUACGAACCGUACAUUCUCGACCACUGCAAGGAGCUUGUCAAGCUCAUCGCGUCCCGAGCGUCGCAGGCGCAGGAGGCAACCCAGCUUAUCGAUGGGUUUGCCUGGGACACGAUGGGGAUUCUGGCGUUUGGUAAGUCGUUCAAUAUGCUGCAUGGGGCUCCGCCUCACGCGCUGCAAGAAAUGAAGAGCAUCAGCCGAUACGCAAGCAUGCUGCUGUGCGCAACUUGGUUGGUCAUGCUUUGUCGGAAUAUGGCUGGGCUGAGGCGACAGACGGAUAAAUGGCUAGCAUGGUGUGAAGAGAAUAUGAAACUGACCCGCCGUGACCUCUUCAGCUAUCUGAUCGAGGACACGGACUCCGAUAUGGGUCAUCCCAAGACCGGGACAGAUCAAGACCUCAUCUACGAUUCGGAGCUCGCCAUCACAGCGGGCAGCGAUACCACAGCAGCCACUAUCAACGCGCUGCUUUAUCUGCUCGUGAGGCAUCCGGACAAGCUCCAGCGAUUGCGCGAGGAGAUCGACUCCGCCGUCCCAGGUGGUCAGCUCUCCCACGCGGCGUUGGUCGGUAAGCCCUACCUAGAUGGCUGUAUCAACGAAGGCCUACGUCUUUGCCCAGCUGUGAUGAGCGGAGUGCCGCGGGAGACAGGACCAGAAGGCCUGACUACGGCGGGUGUUUACAUCCCUCCGCAUACUAUUGUCUCUGUGCCGACAUACACCAUCCACCGAGAUCCACGGAACUUCCGAAAGCCCGACGAAUUCAUCCCGGAGAGAUGGGCCAGCCAGCCUGACAUGGUCCUUCGGAAAGAAGCGCUGAAUGCGUUCUCGGCCGGCACCUACAGCUGUGCAGGGAAGUCAUUUGCGAUGAUGGAGAUGCGCCUGGUGAUCGCCACGCUUGUGAUGCAUUUCCACAUUGAAUUUCCCCCUGGGGAAGGGCAGGAGUCGCUGGAGACACUGGGAGGGACAGGGCCCCGGGACUGUUUCACGACCCAUAUUCCACGGUAUCAUCUGAUCUUCAGACAGCGAUAG
This is a messenger RNA of Aspergillus heteromorphus CBS 117.55, 1611 nucleotides long. Its product is annotated as cytochrome P450. Gene Ontology annotation, molecular function: heme binding; oxidoreductase activity, acting on paired donors, with incorporation or reduction of molecular oxygen; monooxygenase activity. Lineage: Eukaryota; Fungi; Ascomycota; Eurotiomycetes; Eurotiales; Aspergillaceae. The record is from RefSeq and is a predicted model, not a curated record. The transcript is spliced from 5 exons. Bases 1 to 1611 code for a protein of 536 amino acids.